CCCAAAUACAGGUAUUUAUUUGAACUGAAGGAAGAUGAUGAUGCAUGUAAAAAAGCCCAGCAGACAGGAGCAUUUUACCUCUUUCAUAGCCUGGCUCCUUUGCUUCAGACUUCAGCACAUCGAUACUUGGCCCCUCGGCAUAGCCUGUUAGAGUUGAAAGGGCUCUUGGGUAAAUUUGGACAGGAUGCACAAAGAAUAGAAGAGUCUGUGCUGAUUGGAUGCUCUGAACAGCAUGAAGCAUGGUUUGCUCUGGAUCUAGGUCUGGACAGCUCCUCUUCCAUAAGUGGCCCGUCUUUGUAUUCCUAGGCUCAGGCUCUUCUCCACUGGCAUCAUACACAUCAGUUCUGCAGCAGAAGUGGGCAGCCCACCAAGAAGAACAUGGCUGGCAGCAAGCGUGUGUGCCCUUCCAAUAAUAUCAUCUAUUACCCACAGGUGGCUCCUGUGGUGAUCACGCUGGUGUCAGAUGGGACCCGAUGCCUGCUUGCCCGCCAGAGCUCCUUUCCCAAGGGAAUGUAUUCUGCCUUGGCAGGUUUUUGUGAUAUAGGUGAAAGUCUGGAAGAGACUGUCCGGCGGGAAGUUGCAGAAGAGGUGGGAUUGGAGGUGCAAAGUCUGCAGUACUCUGCAUCCCAGCACUGGCCCUUUCCUAAUAGCUCACUCGUCAUUGCUUGUCAUGCAACUGUGAAACCAGGGCAGACAGAGAUCCAUGUGAACUUGAGAGAAUUAGAGGCAGCUGCCUGGUUUAGUCAUGAUGAGGUGGCCACAGCCCUGAGGAGGAAGGGCCCCAAUGUUCAGCAGCAGAAUGAGACUUUCCCAUUCUGGCUGCCCCCCAAAGUAACCGUUGCCCACCAACUGAUUAAGGAGUGGGUAGAAAAACAGACCUGUUCUUCUCUGCCUGCUUAGCCCAGAUCAAGUCAUCCAGAUCCCUCUCCUUGGUAUGCCUGAGGGGCGCACCAGAGAUCGAUUGACAAAGGGGAAGUGACAAAGGCCAGCUUCAGGCCAACCUCGUAAGGCAGAGCAGAAGGUGAGCCUAUAGUGGGACACCUCUAUCAGUAGUGUCAAUGAAAGAAGUUCCUACUAAUAAGCAAUUAAAAAUGCCAGUGUGAGAAGAAAAACUGAUGAGAUGUCAACUAUCAAAAUUAGAGGGAAGGCCAGGUGUGGUGGCUCAUGCCUAUAAUUCUAGCACUUUGGGAGA
This is a messenger RNA of Propithecus coquereli (Coquerel's sifaka), 1192 nucleotides long. It is a transcript of the gene NUDT13, whose product is annotated as nudix (nucleoside diphosphate linked moiety X)-type motif 13. Lineage: Eukaryota; Metazoa; Chordata; Mammalia; Primates; Indriidae. The annotation marks the transcript as partial. Gene Ontology annotation, molecular function: metal ion binding; hydrolase activity. The record is from RefSeq and is a predicted model, not a curated record. The transcript has 6 exons.